CCUAAAUCAGCAGAGGAAAUCCUUCAAAUGUUGGAUUAUGGAAAUAAAAAUAGAACACAGCACCCCACAGAUGUAAAUGCCUCCUCUUCCCGGUCCCAUGCUGUCUUUCAGAUAUAUCUAAGGCAGCAAGAUAAAACAGCUAGUAUUAAUCAAGAUGUUCGCAUCGCCAAAAUGUCUCUCAUUGACCUGGCUGGAUCUGAACGUGCCAGCGUGACAAACGCCAAGGGAGCUCGUUUUAGAGAAGGAACAAAUAUUAACCGCUCCCUGCUAGCUCUCGGAAAUGUCAUUAAUGCCUUGUCAGAUCCAAAGAGCAAGAAGCAGCAUAUUCCUUAUCGAAACAGCAAGCUUACGCGUUUAUUGAAAGAUUCUCUUGGAGGAAAUUGCCGAACAAUAAUGAUAGCUGCUGUUAGUCCAUCUUCUAUGUUCUAUGAUGAUACAUAUAAUACUCUUAAGUAUGCAAACCGAGCAAAGGAUAUCAAGUCUUCUUUGAAGAGCAACGUUGUUAGUCUUGACAGUCAUAUAAGCCAGUAUGUUAAAAUUUGUGAUGAACAAAAGAAAGAGAUCCUAAUGUUGAAACAGAAACUGAGAGCAUACGAAGAAAAGGAAGCAGUACUUUCAAACAACCAGCAAGUGGAAAUAGAGAGAUAUAAAGAAAUCCUUAAAAAUGUGUUUGCAAACCGUGAGGCAAUCAGGAAAGAAUACCUCAAGUUAGAAAUGCGACUGAAAGAAAACGCACUGAAGGAAUACUACCAGAAACAAUGUCAUGAACAAAUUCAACUGAUAUGCUCUGAAGAAAGAGUAGAGAAGGCCACUUGCAAGCGGGAUCAAAGGCUUGCAAUGCUUAGAACCCACCACAUACAUAUGCAAAAGAAGAAAGAAGAGGAGGUCAAACACUUUGAGGAAAAUACCAGUUGGCUGCAUCGUGUUGAAAAUGAAAUGCGCCUUCUGGGUCAAGAUGGGUGUAUUCCAAAGGAACUCUGUAAAGAUCUGCAGUGUUGCCAUUUAAAUCUAGAAGUUAAGGACCUGAAAGCCCAGAUUGAUCACAUGUUAUCUCUGGUGGCCCUUCAAGAUCAGUAUUAUAAGCAGACAGAAAAAGUACUGAAUACUUUGCUUCCAGUUCUUCGCAAGCAAUACCUGACUUUGAAAGAAGCUGGGUUGACAAAUGAUUUAACUGAGACUGAAUUUGAGGAGAUUGAGCAGCUGAUUCAAAGACAAAAGUCGGUAGUAUGGGCUGACCAGACUGAAGAAAAGGAACAAAAUCAAAACCAUGAACUAGAGUUACCAGCUGUCUUUGAAUUCCCACAACUUGUGAGCAGACCAACCACCCCUUGCUGUAUGACUUUUGGUACCCCAUCACAAGAAAUGAAUAAAAAUAAACCACAAAUAGUAGAAUGUGAAGUACUGCCACAGAAGAAAACUAGACGGAAGCUAAUGAACUCUCCAGUCACAGCUCAAAGUCCUGUUGCAUCCACACAGUCCAGUCUCGAUCAUCUGGAGGAUUCUCUUACAAAAGAUGUCCGCCCUAUUGUGUAUACACCAGAAUUUUGCCGAAAGCCAGUACAAAGCUGCUGUACAGAGACUGUAGUAAAGAUAACUUCACAGCCUGCAGGCCUUCAGGAAGCCAAUGCAUUUGAUAUAGACAUGCCAGUGAAAAAGCUGAGUAUUAUGGACUCUGCACUCCGGGAUAACAUCACAUGUAAUGAAGCUCAUAUGGACUCAACAGUAAUUCUCUAUGAAGGGACAGGUGACACAACUGAAAUACCUAGCAAUUCACCUGUGAAGGUUUCACAGCCAUGCAGCAAUAGUCUUCCGCAAAGACUUGAUCUCUCCUCCUUAAGAAACAAAAAUCCUACUUCAGUACUUGAGAAGCCCUCAUAUAUGGCGAUGACUUCUGCUGCUGAGAGAAAAAGAAAGGUGUUAAGUUCUACAUCAAACACUGGAUUAGGCAGCCUGCAAGACCCUGUUUCUGCAAAACGCAUUCGACGAGAAGUCUUGUUAAGCCACAGAGCUUUGCGAGUACCCAAAAUUGCAGGAAUUAAAACAAGGAAUUGGAAGACAGAACAGGAUGUGCCAAGAAACCUACUUGGAAGCCUUUCUGAAAGAAAUGCAGCAUUGGGUGUUAAAUCAAGGACAUCAAAAAAAUCUUUUCAAGACAACAAGCUGUCUCCUAAAGAGAGCAGUGUCCAUCAUGUGGCAGCAGGAGAUUGCAUGAACAUUUGA
Molecule: messenger RNA, 2220 nt
Organism: Pterocles gutturalis (yellow-throated sandgrouse)
Lineage: Eukaryota; Metazoa; Chordata; Aves; Pterocliformes; Pteroclidae
Product: kinesin-like protein KIF18A
Exons: 14
Biological process (GO): microtubule-based movement
Molecular function (GO): microtubule motor activity; ATP binding; microtubule binding
Source: RefSeq, a predicted model, not a curated record